AUGCCUUCUAAGGUCUCCUGCUUAUACUUGUUGACGGUGGUUUGCUGGGCCAGCGCUCUGUGGUACCUGAGUGUGUCCCGCCCCUCCACUUCCUACGUGGGCCAGCUCAAUAUCCCCAUGCGUAAGACGCCCAAGGUGAACAAGAACGCCACCUUCAGCAACAUCCGCACGCGCUCACUCAACCCGCACGACUUCGGCUACCUCAUCAACGAGGCCAAGAAGUGCGAAGCUGAGCCGCCCUUCCUCGUCAUUCUGAUCAGCACCACCCACAAGGAGUUUGAUGCCCGCCAGGCCAUCAGAGAGACAUGGGGGGACGAGAGCACGUUCCCGGACGUGCGCGUGGUCACGCUCUUCCUGCUGGGCCGCAGCACCGACGCCGUCCUCAACCAGAUGGUGGAGCAGGAGAGUCAGAUCUUUCACGACAUCGUGGUGGAGGAUUUCAUCGACUCCUACCACAACCUGACGCUGAAGACGCUGAUGGGCAUGCGCUGGGUGGCCACCUUCUGCCCCAAGGCUCAGUAUGUCCUCAAGACGGACAGUGACAUCUUCGUCAACAUGGAGAACCUCAUCUACAACCUGCUGAAGCCCACCACCAAGCCCAGGAGGAGGUACUUCACCGGCUACGUGAUCAACGGCGGGCCGAUCAGAGACAUGCGCAGCAAGUGGUACAUGCCCAGGGACCUGUACCCGGAGAGCAAGUACCCGCCCUUCUGCUCCGGCACCGGCUACAUCUUCUCCGCAGACGUGGCUGAGCUCAUAUACAAGACGUCCCUACACACCAGGCUGCUGCACCUGGAGGACGUGUACGUGGGCGUGUGCCUCCGGAAGCUGGGCAUCCACCCCUUCCAGAACAGCGGCUUUAACCACUGGAAGAUGGCCUACAGCCUCUGCCGCUACCGCCGGGUGGUCACCGUCCACCAGAUCUCUCCCGAGGAGAUGCACCGCAUCUGGAACGACAUGACCAGCAAGAAACACCUUAAAUGUUAG
Stegastes partitus (bicolor damselfish) is the source of this 987-nucleotide messenger RNA. Its product is annotated as beta-1,3-galactosyltransferase 1-like. Gene Ontology annotation, cellular component: Golgi membrane. Gene Ontology annotation, biological process: protein O-linked glycosylation. Lineage: Eukaryota; Metazoa; Chordata; Actinopteri; Pomacentridae. The transcript has a single exon. The record is from RefSeq and is a predicted model, not a curated record. The coding region runs from base 1 to 987 and encodes 328 amino acids. Gene Ontology annotation, molecular function: N-acetyl-beta-D-glucosaminide beta-(1,3)-galactosyltransferase activity.